Psylliodes chrysocephalus is the source of this 2512-nucleotide messenger RNA. The record is from the annotation of a GenBank genome assembly. NCBI's taxonomy places the organism in Eukaryota, Metazoa, Arthropoda, Insecta, Coleoptera, Chrysomelidae.
CUAGGACCGAUUCCACCGUCGUGUUAAACGGAGAUUAAAAUCUCAUUGUUAAUGUAAAAAUGUCAUUUUAAACUUCGUUUAACACAACGGUGCAAUUGGUCCUUAGAUAAAGAGAAAAAUUGGCCCAGGUAAAAUGGGCUUUUUAUCAUCUGUUUAACAUAUGGAUGAGCAAUCUAUAACUAUAUAUAUCAUUGAAAAAAAAACAUCUGUGACGUAUGACGUAAGUAUAUAGUGACAUUAAUGACAAUUAAACGUCAUCAAAUAAAAACAAAUUCAGCUGUUAUACCUAAAAUUAAAAUUUAAAACUUAUUAUUUUGAUAAAUAAUUUUAUAAAUAAUCAUAAUAUUAAUUUACAUAUUAAACACAUUAUUUUUUUGAAAUGGACACUUCUGAUAGUGAGUGUUUCGAAAGUGCAGACGAAGAAUUGUAUUCUGAAGAUGAAUCAAAAAAAUGCGUAGAAACAAAACAUGUUUUAAAAGUUACAGAAGAUUUAAUUAAAUUAAACGUAAUGGAUAGGAAUAAAAAGCUAAAUGAAGAUAAAAGUAAUAAAAAUUUAGAUGCAACUUUACUUGUUAAUGAUAAUUUGAUAAAUCAAAACAUGCAUGAAUCUGUUGAAAUUGAAGAUUCGAAUAAAGAUAAUGAGAUGAAAGUUAAAGAAAUUAUACAGAAGAGUGCAGAAAUCAUUGAAGAUCUAGUGGAACCUAAAGAUAUUUCGUCAAAAAGUAUUGACACUGAUGAGGUAAAUAUAGAAAAAGAAUCAUCAUCAGAAGAAAACCAGAGUGAAUUAUCUCAGUUAAAACAAACUAACAGCCUUGCAAAUAAUCCUGUGGUAAGUCAUUCAGAAAAAUGUAUUAAAACAAAUAUAUUAAGUGCUACAAAUUCAGAAGAUGAAAACAUGUGGGAUAAUAAUGAUUGGGAACCUAUUGUAGAUAAAAAAGAGUCUGUUUGUAGUGUUAAAAAUAAUAUUAAACCUACAGAAUCUACAAGUAAUGAUAAUACAUGGGAGAAUGAUUGGGAACCAAUUCAAGAUAGCAAAGAUGACACAAAUAAAGGAAGCACAAAUAUUGAUACUGAUAAUGAAAAUAUGUGGGAUAAUGAUGAUUGGGAACCUUUUGAAAAAAUUGAAAAUUUCAAAUCAUAUCCAAAAGAAAAUAAACCAGAAAAUUCAUGGUCAGGUUGGGGCAAUUGGGGCGUUUCAUCUAUACUCACCACAGCAACACAAGGUGUCUCAACAUUAACAAAUCAAGUGUCCCAAAGUUUGUCCACUGUUCUAGAAAGUGGUAUAGGUAUUCCUGAUCCAAAAGAACUUGCAAGACAAGAUAAAAUUGUUGAAAAAUUAGAUGAUCCACCAGAAUGUGAUAAUAACAAACAGAAUAUUGGCUUUGGUUUCAGCAAUCUAUCAAAUUUAGUAUCAGGUGUAUCACAUUUUGUUGAAACUACAGGCAGCAAGGUAAUAACAGGUGGACUAGAUACUCUAGAAACAAUUGGCAAAAAAACAAUGGAGGUGCUGCAAGAAGGUGAUCCGGGGUUAAAAAAUAAAAGAGCCCUCCUGAAAAUCGAUACUGACAAACCAAUUCUUUCACAAGUUUUGAGGGAAGCCAAAGAGAGGUCAGAAAAGGAGAAUAAAGCAUUGCUGGAAGUACAUGCUAAGAAAAAAUUAAACUAUGAAAUUCUAUUCGAUGAUUACCAUGGCUUGGUGCAUUUGGAAGCACUGGAAAUGUUAUCAAAACAAUGUGAUAUCAAAUUACAGACACUGAGGGACAACUGCUCAGGCAAUGAACUCCAAGAACUUCUGGAAACCAUGGACCAAGUCAAAGAACUGUGCGAACUGCCAGAUGAAGAAGAUGACGAAGUUUCUACAUUCCAUGACAUAAAAGAGAAAAUCCAAAUGGCAGUCAAAGAUAUAAACGUCAGCAUAACUUACGAAAAACUGAUAUCCACCUGGCAGGAGACCGAAAAUUGGUUGAACAAUCUAAAAUUGGAUUUCUGCGACGAGUCUGAGAUCCAUCAAGAGGCUUUGCAGGUGCUGGCGCGACUCACCGCCAUCGCUGUAGAGCAGUUUCAUAGAUGUGGGGAGCUUUUGUUAGUCAAAGAGCACAGGAGUACCGCGGAUGAAGCAGACAGUUUAGUACAGUUAACAAUGGCGGUGACUUCGCUUAUCGGUUUGGUAGCUGCUAAAUUUUCAGAAAAAUUAAAUGCAAAAUCGUUUGAAUCUGGAAAUAAGGGUCCAAUUAACGAAUUAAUUACUAAUGUGUUUUUUGAGGCAGGGAAUAGUAGUUCAUAUGUGCAAGAUGCUUUCCAGUUGUUGGUACCAGUGCUGCAAGUUGGUGCUGUGUAAUACCUACCUAUUUUUUAUAAUUAUUAAUUAUUUCUAGAUAAAAUUGGUACUUUAUGAGAAAUCCUCUUAAAAUCUUUUAUGUUAUAUUUUCAAAUGUUUAUUUAUGUUUUGAAUAAUAAAUAAGAAGUAACACAUCUAUUGUAAUAUACAGUUUUUUAAAACAGUAAAAAAUCG